ACAAGUGCCUGGGUCCUCCUGGGGCGAGGGAGGGUGGUGAAAUGUGGAGCCCGUCCUGUGCGGUGGUGGCCCGCGCCGAGGCGUGCCGCGGGGAGGAUAGCGGGGGCAAUGAAGCAGGCUGGGUGUCUGGCGGGCUACGCGAAGGAUGUGUAUUGCCCUCGGCAUGCAUGCAUGUGUGUGUGUCUGUCUGUGCGGGGUCCUUACAGGGCCCUCGGGAGCCUGGGGCCACCACCCGCGGCCGUCCGGCGCCAAGUCCGUGGCAAACACGUUGAGGCGCCGGGGCGCGCCGGUGAGGGCCGGCACGCAUGCAGCGGCAAACGGCCUCUCCCUUGCCCCCCCCCCGCCCCCGGGAAGCCAGGCACCCGGGGGCAAACACUUUGCGCGACGUACCCGGGGGCAAACACGCACCGGGGGAGCACGCCCGGGCGGGAGUCGACAAACACGCGUCCCGCCAAGACGGGGCAUCUCGUCGGCACGGCCCGCGUCGUGUGGCUGUUUGGGCGCCGGUUGGCCGGCUGAGGCGUGUGGUGGGUGCCUCGUCGCCGACCUCCCGCUCCCCGCGCCUGGGCCCGGCGGAAGAACGCGGCGCAUCCGUGUGCGGGUAUGCAAACAAUGGCCCCUCGGCGGCGCUCAGAUUGAGCGCGCUCCCCGGCAGAGACGGAUGCGGGGCAGCGGCCGGGUUGGAGGGGCGCGGGGGGUGGCGAUGAUGUCAGCACGCCGGGGCACGCAUGUGUGUCAGUGUGUGCGUGGGCAUGUGCGCGGGGGAGGGAGCGAUGUGCACGCCAAUAGCCGCCCUCCUGGCAUGUGUAUCUCGCGCUCGAUCAGGCACCGACAUCCUCCCCCGAGGGUCGUACGGCGGGCAUUGACGUAGCACCGGGCAGCGAUCGGCCCAGCUGUGCCCCGGCGAGACGACGGACCCGGCAUGUGCUGGCAGCGGCGACAGCGGCGGCCGCGCCCGCGGCGGGACUCCUGCCGACUAUCGGCAGGGGACAUGCGAAAGGAGGGGGGGGGGGGGGGCGGGGGGGGACCUCAAUCUUGCCGCGGGGUGUCAGCGUGAGUGCGUCGGGCACUGGCGACCGGCCGACCGGCGGGGCAUGUGUGUCGCUGGCCGGGGCCGAAUGGGCCUCCUCAACCGCGGGUAGCCUGGCAUUGGCGUCCGCGUGAGCAUGUGUGUGGACAUAUCGGUGGCAGAUGCUCCGCCCGGGGAUGGCUGGGCAUGUGCCAUGGAGUGUUGCCGGGGCGUGGGCCGGCCGGGCACGGCGGCCCCGUCGCGCGG
This is a messenger RNA of Fonticula alba, 1276 nucleotides long. RefSeq lists its product as hypothetical. The transcript has a single exon. Lineage: Eukaryota; Rotosphaerida; Fonticulaceae. The coding region runs from base 146 to 871 and encodes 241 amino acids. The record is from RefSeq and is a predicted model, not a curated record.